This is a messenger RNA of Acyrthosiphon pisum (pea aphid), 2089 nucleotides long. RefSeq names its product peroxidase. Gene Ontology annotation, biological process: response to oxidative stress. NCBI's taxonomy places the organism in Eukaryota, Metazoa, Arthropoda, Insecta, Hemiptera, Aphididae. The record is from RefSeq and is a predicted model, not a curated record. The transcript is spliced from 13 exons. Gene Ontology annotation, molecular function: peroxidase activity; heme binding. The coding region runs from base 812 to 2074 and encodes 420 amino acids.
UUUGUAAUCAACUAUCUGUAAGUUAAUCUAGAUAAUAUUAAAUUAUUUCGUUAAAUUUAAUAUCAUUAGUGUAUUAAUUAUAUGAUUGUAUGUGAUUUAUAAUAUUUUUGUACAGUUAAUAUAGGCAAGUUAAAAACUGUCAGUUUAAGGGAGGUUUAAAUUCAUUUGCACAAGGAUGUUAAAUUUUUUUGUGUGGUUAUGUUUCAUAUCAAUAUUGGGAAUUUCAAUAAGUUGUAAAACUGCAAAUGAAGACUUUGUGAUUUAUCACGGAGAUGGUCCUCAAUCAAAUAGCAUAUAUUAUGACAAGUGUGCGCCCACAGUUAUCUGCAAUCCAAAUGCUAUUUAUAGGACAGCAAAGGGCUCAUGUAAUAACCUAGAGAACCCGUUGUGGGGGUCGUCUGAAACUCCAUACAUCAGACUUUCUGAAGCUGCUUAUAAUGAUGGUGAUCACGAAGUUCGGAAACAGUCUAAUGGAUCGCUGUUACCCACACCUCGAAAAGUGCAGUUAUCAUUAUUUUUGAAAAAAUCUCAGGAUUCUCCAGACCAUAACAAUAAUUAUCAUCUAAGUCAAUUUGGUCAAUGGAUUACUCAUGAUAUCACUCUUCUACCACCAGAUCCUUCAGUGCCAAAGAGAUGCUGUUCCACCCCGAUUAAUGAGAUCAACAGUAAUACCCCAUACCAAUGUCAAUUACCUAUUGAGUUGCCAAUGGAUGACCCAGUUUAUGGUCGUCAUGGACGAACAUGUAUGGAAUUUAGACGUGCAAUGACUGCUGCUAAUAAUUUCAACUGAUCAAUAUCUCCCCAAAUUCCAAUGAAUCAGGCGACAUCGUACAUUGACUCGUCACAGUUGUACGGACACACAUCAGUCAAGGCAAAUUCAAUGAGAUCUUUUAAUGGCGGGAGAUUGUUAACUGAAGUCAUAAAUGAAAACGAGUACUGUCCUCUAAGGAAAAGAAGCGGAUCAUUAUUAUGUGAUGGGAGGGAUAACGUGACUGUAUGUUUUGAAGGAGGAGACCCAAGAAUAAAUCAACACUUUGGGAUCACAUCGUAUAGUAUUAUAUUUACCCGGUUUCAUAAUGUUGUGGCUGAUAAGUUACAAGAAUUAAAUCCUCAUUGGUCUGAUGAAGUGUUAUACCAAGAAGCUCGAAAGUUCAUCAGUGCACUAAAUCAAAUAAUUGUUUAUCGGGAUUACCUGCCUAUUUUACUUGGUAAAUCAUUUACAAGCUGCGGUUUGGAUCUCAGUAAUAAUAUAACGACAAAAUACUAUCCGGAAAAGCAUGCAGCUUUGCAUGUGGAAUUUGCAGGCAGUGCUUUCCGAGUGCCACAUAACACAAUAGCUUCGUGUUACAAUUACGUAGACAAAGAUUAUGAGACAGUCGAUUCAGUCAAACUUAACGAAUGGAUGUCGAUACCUGAUCCCUUAGUUAACGGUUCAAAACUUGAUGAAAUAGUCAGAGGCAUGACUACAUCAGAAGGCCGUUUUUAUACGCCGUCUUAUAACUAUCUAAUAUCAAAUUUCAUGCUCCAUAAACAUGAAAAUGGUGGUGAUCUAGAUUUGCUCUCAAUCGACAUUCAGAGAGGGCGCGAUGUUGGAGUACCGCAAUAUAUUAAGAUGAGGAAAUGGUGUGGUUUACCAGAAAUCUGUUCAUUUGAAGAUUUAUCAAAAAUUUUAUCAGAAGACGUCGUCGAAAUAUUAAAAAAUUUGUACGCAGAUAUUUAUGACAUUGAUCUACUCGUGGGAGCUUUACUCGAACCACCAGUUGAUGGUGGAACGGUUGGUCGAACUGCACAGUGCCUCUUAGCUGAUGUAUUUCACCGUCUUCGAUACGGUGAUCGUUUCUUUUUUGAUAUGGAAGGUCAACCGGGAAGCUAUUCUCCAGAACAAUUGAGCAGUUUGAAACACAUGGAUCUUCCUUGCGUAAUAUGUGCCACAACAAAAAUGGAUGAAGUACCAUCUAAUAUUUUUGAGCCAUCAAGAAGGGACGUCGGUGGCCGAUUUGUGUGCAGGGGCGUGACCAGUGCCGGAUCUAGGGCGGACAAGUGUGUAUCCUUGCCUCGGGCGCUGUUAGUGUAAGGGAGUUCAGGCGUU